Saccostrea cuccullata (small rock oyster) is the source of this 810-nucleotide messenger RNA. RefSeq lists its product as uncharacterized. The transcript has a single exon. The coding region runs from base 1 to 810 and encodes 269 amino acids. Gene Ontology annotation, molecular function: protein binding. NCBI's taxonomy places the organism in Eukaryota, Metazoa, Mollusca, Bivalvia, Ostreida, Ostreidae. The record is from RefSeq and is a predicted model, not a curated record.
AUGGCUGAUAAAACAGAUUUGUAUGAAGUUGAUGAAUGCUCUCCCAAAAAGAAAAGAAAAGAAAAUGUUGGUAUUUUUCCUGCUUGCAAGCCUGACGAGGAGUUUUCGAAAAGCUAUAUGUCAAUUAGUACUGAUGGAGAGGGUGUCCUAAAAAUAAUGCGUGUUGUAACAGUGCUGUCUACCAUACAGAGUCCGUACAGAGGAAGCUUUUACUUGAAGGAGUUGUGGAAGAUAAAUUGUAUGGGAAAAAACUUGAUCUGGAUAAGUGGUCGAGAUGAUACACUGAGACUUAUAGACAGAAAUGGGUCUCUGUCACACACAGUCAAGACCUCUUAUGUCGUGUCAGCAAUGACGGUCAACUCAAACAAGGAGACAGUUUUCUUAAUCGGUUGGUCCGACAGCAAAGUGUUUAUUUACAGGAAUAAAAUAUUUGAGAUACUUUUAGAAUUAACGGACUGGCUGGGAAGAGGUCUACAUUAUACUGCAAAUGGAGAUCUACUGGUGAGCAUGCACACACAAGAUGGUGUACAGAGUAAAGUGGUGAGAUACACAGGGACAACAGAGUUUCGGGAGAUCCAAUAUGACAGUCAGGGACAACAUUUGUUUGGUAGUAAAACUGGAGGUAUGCUAAAUCUCACUGAAAAUGGCGACGGCGAUAUUUGUGUGGCUGCCUUUGGUUGCAAUGCCGUCAUUGUGGUCGAUUCAUCUGGGUGUUUAAGGUUCAAAUAUCAGGGUCACUCCUCCAAUCAGAGGAAAAAUGCUCGUUUUUACCAUCUAAUAUCGCUACUGAUGUCAGUAAUCAAACAUUGA